This is a messenger RNA of Girardinichthys multiradiatus, 3403 nucleotides long. RefSeq names its product ALG13 UDP-N-acetylglucosaminyltransferase subunit (gene alg13). Gene Ontology annotation, biological process: protein deubiquitination. Lineage: Eukaryota; Metazoa; Chordata; Actinopteri; Cyprinodontiformes; Goodeidae. The record is from RefSeq and is a predicted model, not a curated record. Bases 135 to 2966 code for a protein of 943 amino acids. Gene Ontology annotation, molecular function: cysteine-type deubiquitinase activity. The transcript is spliced from 26 exons.
CGACAAGGCGUGCUCUCGCGUUCAUUAGACCUGAUUAAAGUCACCUGCAGGUGCGCGCCGCCGUUUGAGCGCACGUCACCGAGGUUAGCAACUGUUUCUUUCACGUGGAGCUCGGUUCGGUUGUGUUCGGCAGGAUGCAGAAAGGCCUGAAGAAGUACUUCGUCAACAUGGACGAGUACCUGUCCAGUCUGGGUCUGUACCGGAAGAUGGUUGCGCGGGACGCGUCCAGUCUGUUCCGGGCUGUGUCCGAGCAGCUGUAUUAUUCUCAAAACUACCAUCAGAGGAUCCGUCAGGAUUGCGCCAACUUCAUGAGGGCCAACAGAUGUAACUUUGAGCCGUUUGUGGAAGGAUCCUUUGAGAAAUACUUGGAACGUCUGGAGGAUCCAAAGGAGACAGUGGGUCAGGUGGAGAUCAAGGCUCUGUCUCAGCUCUACAGGCGGUGCUUCCUGAUCUACCGUUACCCUGGGAAACCAGCCACUGUCAUCUCAGAGUAUGACUUUGUUGAUAAGGUAACCCUGUGCUGCUCAAUCAACGGUCACUAUGACAUCAUCUAUGGGAGGAGUUACCCUGCCUCAGCAGCGCUCUGCCAGUCUCUGCUAUACGAGCUGCUCUACACUCAGGUGUUCGGCGUGGAGGGGGCAGAGCUCGGUCAGGCCAUGGAGGCCUUUAGAGCGGGAGGUCGUCGCUAUAGAAACAGUCCGUCGGUGUGCAGCGACAUCGAUGUGGGCUAUGACACACCUGAGGACCGAGCACACAGGGAGGAGGAGGUGGGGGGAGCAGCAGAAGAGGUCAAGUCACCUGCUGAGGCUCCUCCCAUGUGCAGACUGUCUUUGCCCUACAAGGUUCUGAAGUCCCUGGAUGGCGACGUUUACAGGAACCUGGAGUUUGAUGUGUGGCAGGAUACCUGUAAAGAAAUGCAGAAGACGGACUACAUGGUGUUUGCAGGUCGGCAGUACUUCCUAGGGGACAAGUGCCAGGUCCGUUUGGAGCCAAAGGGGAAGUACUACAACGCCUUCAUCCAGGAAGUGGGAACGCACUCGACAGCCGUCACAGUGUUCAUCGAGGAGCUAGGAGAAAAGCACCUAGUCCCACUGACGGAUUUGAAACCAGUAAACCCAGUCCCUGCUUGGAACGUGGCAGUUCCUGCCAGGAAAGGAGAUCUGGAUCCAGAGUCUCGGGGUCAGCGCCAUCACCGCCAUCGGUACUUCAGAAAGUCUCGAGGCAGCAGUGGGGUGAAGGGAGCGGAGUUACUGAUGCCACCACCUGUCUCUUAUGGAGGCCCAGCCCCCUCUUCUCUGCCUCCCCGCUUCCAGCCUGCAGGUCACCCUCGCCCACCACUUCCUCCCUCACCAGGGGCCAUAGCAUAUGACCCGUAUGCCCCCCCACACCACCAUCCUCCUGCAGCAAGAGCCCCACGCUACGGAGUCUCAAGAACCGAAUGCACACUGGUCCAUCCUGACUCUGGGUUAGGGUUGGACUGGGCCCCCCCUUGUCUGACAACUUUUUCUGCACGUUUCCUGAACCGUCAACUGAUUGGUCCACAGCUGACAUAUUACCACCCAAGCAGAAGAUAUUACCAUGACUACGAGAACUACGCCUUCAAGUCCCGUCGCAGUCGGCGCCACCUGGUGGCUGUCAAUAAGGACUGUCAGUUCGGGUUUCCUGCAGAGACGGUGGAGGAACCGGCUGACCUGGACCCACCUAUUGCUUACUACCAGCUGGACGAUGCCAGUGAAGUAGUCUUCCCUGCCAUGCCGGGCACUGCUGUGGCUCCUCCCAAUGCCAUUGGAGACCCACCCCCUCCACUAGGCUCUACCUACAGAGUUCAGAGGGCCACAGGGGCCCUCCACCCAGCAUCUCCCCCUGGAAACACACCGGUCUGCUCCUCUGAGGAGGACCAGGAGGAUGCAAGCACCGUGGAAGACCACACUGAAUACACAGAGGAGUAUGUUUACAGCCCUCAGGAUCAGCGCUACCAGACAUCAGCUGUUUACACAGUCACUGAGGGCACGUCCACUCAGGAUGAACAGGAAAGAGGCGCCACAGACUCUUCCAGCAGAUCAGAUAUGUCCUACAGCUACAAACCACAGGUUGUGAAGCCGCUGCCGGUCAUCUGCUCCUCCCCCUCCUCUUCUUCCUCCUCACCACCCUCACCAUCUAGAGUCCCUGCAACUCCUCACCUGCCACCAGCUGCACAUGCUCAGACACGUCCAGUUGCCAUGACAAUCUCUGCUGCUGCUCCCUGGUUGGUUAACGAGUUGGGUGAGCCUCUCUGCACUGUGGUGACUCCGCCCCCUUACUCCUAUGACCCCAAUGGCAGUGAUUUACCUCGAGACUGCAGGGUCCUCCAGUACUACUACAACCUGGGAGUUCAGUGGUACCAUCAGAGCUGUUGGCAACAGCAGCAGGUGUAUGCCCCCACCUCGCCUGACCCGGCUUAUCCCUACCAACACUACCCCUCCUACUUGAGCCAGGAGCCCCCUCCCCACGCCACCCCCGUGUCUUUCCCUGAGACCGGCCGGGGAGCCCACCAGCCCCCUUCCUCUUACCCAGACUCCUCCAGAGUAGCUGACGGACAGCCGGAGGGACACGGCAGCGGACCCGCCCCCUCAGUGGAAGGACCCUCCUCCAUCAUCAACUCAGCUUCUCCAGGCUCGGCCCCCUCUGGACUCCUCUACCCAGAUCAAACAGCCCUCCCUCCCCCCACACUACUACACCUGCCUUUUGAAGCUCCACCCACCGCUGGUUACCUGCCUGCAGGUCCUCACCCACCUUUCCCCCACCUGCCCCAUCAUCCCUCCUACCAUACUUGUCUGCCCAGUUCUGCUCACUGGGGGCCACUCUCAACGUCAGGCCAUGCCCAACGAGUCUACUGCCCAGCCCCCAAUCCUGCUCAUGUGGUUGGUUACAUCACUGCCCCACACCCUCACCACACACCCACACACUACAUCCCCCCCUCUAUGUAAGUGAUAGCAUCUUGCUAACGGCACCCUUCCAACCUGUUGAAUUUCCUGCUCAUGAGACCGUUUCCACAUAAUGAAGCAGAAAUAACAUUUUAAAAGUUAAUAAAACGUUAAUUUAGAAGAAUGUAUUCAGUGCUAACAUGUUAGCUUCAGCUAACUUUUAGCAUGUAUCCUGUUUGCAGCACUGGUUUACCUCUCAGACAUGUCCGCCUCAGUUACUUCCUGUUCAGAAUAGUCACAUUUAGAAAAUGGAGGAAAGGUUAAGUUUUGUUUUGAGGGUGAUGUGGAUCAGGCUUUGUUCUGAACACCAGCAAAUCCGUUUGGGAGGCGGGGCUUAUGUAGGGUGCGGCUAGUCCCUUUAACAUUUUGAAGGGAUCUCUUUGUGUUUUGUUCAAACUGGGCUUUGUGUUUUGGGGUGAAUAAAAUUUGUUUCACCAGCA